CUGCUGGGGACGUGGCUGUACGUGGCCGGGGCCGCCCAGUUCCCCCAGCACCUCCUGGAGAUGCUGCUCAUCGACCACGGCUACCUCCACGUGGAGCCCCGCGCCGGCGAGCAGGAGCUGCCCAUCACCCAGCGCGUGGCCGUGGGGGACCAAUGUCUCACCAACAACUACACCUACUUCGAAAUCGCCGCCGGUAACACCACGCUGGUGAAGCACGCCAAGACCCAGCAAACCAUGGGGACGCUGAUGAACCUCAGCUCUGAAGAUGUUCUACUCAUCCAGUACCAACUGCAGAGGGAAAGGACGUAUGCAGGGCUGUAUCUCUAUGCCCGAAACCUGAGCGCGAGCACAGCCCACCGGGAAGGGUUCGAGCACCAGGCCAAGUGCCUGGGGCUGAGCGAAGAGGAGAUCGUGUACGCGCCGUGGAAAACGGAGCUGUGUCAAACGAAAGUUAUCGAAAAAGGAAACAGCCCACGCAGGGAGCCCACGGCUGCAGUCACAGCAUCACCUCCUCCGGGUACCCACCAGCCUGGGAGCGCGGGGAACUGA
Messenger RNA from Cariama cristata (Red-legged seriema), 549 nucleotides. RefSeq names its product alpha-1-acid glycoprotein 8-like. The record is from RefSeq and is a predicted model, not a curated record. Lineage: Eukaryota; Metazoa; Chordata; Aves; Cariamiformes; Cariamidae. The annotation marks the transcript as partial. The transcript has 5 exons.